CACCACACAGUUUCUGGGGUCCUGGACGCAUUGACCGGUGCAUUUGGGCAUUGUCAGUUGUUCGACUGCAUACUCGCAUUGUAUAUCAACCAUGCCAGUGAUUGAUGUAUCUGUUUCGCUGUCCAACGUCUUUAAUCCGAAACUUCCGUCAUGCGUCGCCAAGCUCGGUCACGACGAACUUAUUCUCAUAGAACUACAAGGCACGCUCGAUAUCGAGUGCGAUGAAGACACCACUAGAGACGGGCAGUUCGUUGGCAAAUUGAACCUCAACGACACUAACAAACCCACGCUGACAAUCGGACAUCAUCUACUUGAGGGCAAGAUCGUAACCUUACCUAAGCCAUUGGGCGUCAUGCAUCGCAAGGAAAGCUCCAAGAGACAGGGCGGCUAUCCUACCGACGGAGAUAGCUCUAGAUCGGUGGAAGACACUUGGAACCCUGGCGUUAGCUGGGGCAUUGUUGCCGUGGUGAAAAAAAAGAUUGUAUUCUCCAAACGACCCAUGCCGAUCCUGAACUCGGACGGUAGAAGCAGGGUUUGAAUUGGAUGAAGAUGUACAAUUCUUGAUACGACUGUCGUCGUGCGACCGCGAUGGAGCGUGGUUGGCAUGCUCCAAUCGAUGUACAGGAAUCAUCAUUCAGCGAAGCUACCAGGGCCAGAGCAGCUUCCACGAUCACCAGUCUAUCACCAACAGAGCGAACAAACCUGCGACUGAGGUCACGACCUAUUUUCUAUACACGAUGUUUGACCUGACCCUCGGGGGGAAUAGCAUUAUAUACGGUGGCAACGUCAGGGUGACAUAUACGAUGGGAUAAUGAAUCAAGGAUAUGUCUUACUAUCAAACAUUGUGCCGUCACAGGCUCAGCUUCAGGAAACAUCCUAGUGCAUCCUCUUUGAAUGACGUUCACACUCUUAGAUACUUAUCGGUCAGGCACAGCCAAUAUGCAAUUCAG
Suillus discolor is the source of this 950-nucleotide messenger RNA. RefSeq names its product Ctf8-domain-containing protein. Lineage: Eukaryota; Fungi; Basidiomycota; Agaricomycetes; Boletales; Suillaceae. The transcript has 2 exons. Gene Ontology annotation, cellular component: Ctf18 RFC-like complex. Gene Ontology annotation, biological process: mitotic sister chromatid cohesion. The record is from RefSeq and is a predicted model, not a curated record. Bases 92 to 538 code for a protein of 148 amino acids.